Angiostrongylus costaricensis is the source of this 546-nucleotide messenger RNA. NCBI's taxonomy places the organism in Eukaryota, Metazoa, Nematoda, Chromadorea, Rhabditida, Metastrongylidae. The record is from the annotation of a GenBank genome assembly.
AUGUACAUACGAGCAGCAACGAAACCAAUGUGCAAGGAGAAUAUGGAGAGAAGGAAAGUAGAAGAGGCAAAUGGCAAUAAGAAAAAGUCAUUUCGCAAUGGAUCGUUGAAGCGAUGUGAAGAUGAGAUGAGGCAUGAACACCAGAGAGGUGGGAAGUUGGCGGGAGUUCAGGGUAAGAAACGUGAAGUCCAAGAUGGCGGCCGACUACUGAAGAAGAAAGAUGCAACUGGUGUUCGCCGACGAUGCCCAAUUUUUUUGUCGAAAACCGUGCUGGCUACAUUAUACUAUCGAAGAGAUCCCACACCACAGCAUUACUAUCCAACGAAAACUGACGAGGAGAGCGGUGAUGAAGAGGAGUUUGGAAGAGCCUGUAUUCAGAUCGGUAAUACGAAUGAGAUACGUUACGAAAAUGAGAUUUUGAAAAAACGCCAUAAUGACCUGGAAGCAGAUCUAAUGCAGGACCGGGACACAGUGGGAAAAGGAAAGCCAGGGCCGACAUCAUCCGGCAUCGUCACGAGGUCUCGAGUCCAAAGUGAAGCAAAGUAA